Molecule: messenger RNA, 394 nt
Organism: Paramecium sonneborni
Lineage: Eukaryota; Ciliophora; Oligohymenophorea; Peniculida; Parameciidae
Source: the annotation of a GenBank genome assembly
AUGAUUCAAGAUUGCAUUAUAAAAUAUUAUUGUUAAAUUUAAUUAAAUUAAAUAACUUGUAUAACUAAUUAUAAUAAUCUAACUCUUAAAAGAUUUAAGGAAAGAUUUAAAUUUGACUAGGAAUACUUCUAUAAAAUAUAAAGAAUCAUAUGACAUUUUUAAUGCUGCAAAAUAAUUAAUUAUCCAAAAAUUGAAUUCAAUAAGGUGUGCUUGGUAUGAGAUUGAGAAUAAAAAUUUUUAUAUAACAAUAUACAUGUAUAAAAAUUAGUUUGAUUAAAUAAACAGAUAAUUAAAUAAAAUAAAAAUUAGAAUAAGAAGAAUAGGAAAGAGAAGGUAAAUUUAGAAAGUAUUUUUUAGAGAGAAACAUAAGAAGCACAAGAAAAUGUUGAAAUGA